Halteromyces radiatus is the source of this 2998-nucleotide messenger RNA. Its product is annotated as armadillo-type protein. Lineage: Eukaryota; Fungi; Mucoromycota; Mucoromycetes; Mucorales; Cunninghamellaceae. Bases 38 to 2857 code for a protein of 939 amino acids. Gene Ontology annotation, cellular component: nuclear membrane; cytoplasm. Gene Ontology annotation, molecular function: small GTPase binding. The transcript has 9 exons. The record is from RefSeq and is a predicted model, not a curated record. Gene Ontology annotation, biological process: protein import into nucleus.
CUUUUAUAUUUUUUAUCAAUACCAUUGUUUGAUUGGUAUGUCAAGUGAGCUAGUACCUCAAGUGUUAGAAGCUCUUUCUUCACUCUAUUCUAAUUCUGAUGCGAUAACCAAGAAGCAAGCCACUAAAUGGUUAGAAACAUUUCAAAAGAAACCUGAAGCUUGGAAAGUAGCUGAUCUUUUGCUUAAUUCUGAAACUGCCAAUAUUGAAACUAGAUUGUUUGCUGCUCAAACCCUACGACAAAAGAUCACUUAUGAUUUACGUGAACUUGACGUUACUGCCAAAUAUUCACUACGAGAUUCACUUCUUCAAUUAUUAUGGCUCUCAGCAUCAGGACCUAAAUCAAUCAUGGUUCAACUUUGUCUUGCCCUUGCUGAUUUAGCUGCUCAACUUACGGAAUGGAAGACGGUUGUCCAAGAUGUCGUUGAUAGAUUUGGUAAUGACCCCAAGGUUGCAUGUUGUUUAUUGGAAUUUCUCAAAGUAUUACCUGAAGAAUUAUCAAAUAAUCGGCUACCACUCUCAGAUAAGGAAUUUAAAGAAAGGGCAGCUAAUUUGGUAGAGACUAACGCAGAACAAGUAUUAUGGUUAAUAUCGAGUCAUCUUCAAACAAGUGGUGGAAAUGUCGAUAUUGAUGAAUCAGCUUUCAAAUGCCUUUCAAGUUGGUUACGAACAGGCGAUGUGGAUAUUCGAUUUCUUGCCUCCAAUCCUUUAGUUAACAUGGUUUUUGAUGCCCUGGCUGUGGAUGAUCUCUUUGAUGUAUGUACUGAUGUGGUGUGCGAAAUAUUAUACGAAACACGCGAUGUGGUGAAUCUACAAAGUUUGAUUGGAGUACUAUACCCUCGAUUUACACCAAUGUUAGAAUUACUCAAACAAGCAAAAGCGACCGAAGAUGUGGAUAAGAUGCGAAACUAUUGUCGAAUGUUUAUCGAAGCAGGUGAAGCUUAUGUGUCUUUAAUUGCUCAACAACCGGAAAACUUUAACAUACUAUUAGACGGUAUUAUAUCUUGUACUGCUUUUGAUGACUUGGAUAUCGCCAAAAUGACCUUCAAAUUCUGGUAUGAACUCACCAAUACCUUGACUACUCCUCAUUAUCAAAACGCUAUUCCUCGCUUUUACAAUUAUUUCGAUCAAUUAGUGGAUAUCAUCAUCAAUCAUUUACAUUAUCCUGAAGACUUCAACGACUGGACUGCGGCUGAACGAGAUGAAUUUAGGGACUUUCGACAUGAAAUGGGUGAUACUCUCAAGGAUUGUUGCCGUAUAUUAACACCACAGAAAUGCCUUUUCAAACCAAUGGCUCAUCUUUCCAAACUUUUGACAACCACAGAUCCAUCAUCUACUCCUUCCACUUGGCAACAAAUUGAAGCCCCAAUUUUUUCUUUGCGUGCUAUGGGAUCUGAAGUACCUGCCGAUGAACAUGAAGUUAUGCCUCAGAUUAUGGAAUUUUUAUCAAAACUGCCUGAUCAUCCCAAGAUUCGAUAUGCUGCUACUUUGGUUAUCUCACGUUACUCUUUUUGGACUCGGGAACAUCCUCAAUUUAUUACCUAUCAACUUAAUUUUAUCUCAUCCGGCUUCCAAAAUGAAGAAGUUGCUGCUGCGAGUGCUCUAGCCUUGAAACAUCUUUGCAAGGAUUGUAGUGAGCUUUUGAUUGACUUUAUAGGCGAACUACAUCCAUUCUACAUCAAUGUUGUCAAAACUUUACCAUUCCAAGAUGCUCUUGAAGUGACUGAAGCUAUUGCUCAUGUGAUGGCUGUAAUUCCCAUUUCUGGUUUACAAGAUGCCUUACAAUCCUUUUGUCUUCCCUUGGCUCAAGAUCUACAUUCCAUUGUUAUUAAAGGAAAGGAUGCUGUGACUGAAAAGGAAUGUAUCCAUGCUGGAGAUUUACUUGAACAAAUUGGUGCCUUCUUUGCCAUCAUAUGCCCCGAAGUUCCCGCAAAUCAUCCUCACCCUUGUGUAGGUUUCGUGAAAGAAUUAUGGCCAGUAUUUACAAUUUGCAUCAAUAAUUUCGGUGGAGUACCAACAAUUGCUGAACCGUUAUGUCGAUGUUAUAAAGGAUGUAUUCAAUCUUACAAGAAUCAUUUUGUCCCUCUUCUUCCUCAGUUGAUGGAAGACAUUGUCCUUGGAUUUGAAACUACUGGAUUGGGUGUUUAUCUUUGGGUGGCCAACAAGAUUAUUAAACAAUAUUCAGUCGAAGGUUCAGAUGGUGUGGCUGCUUGUUUUGGAUUGGUUGAACGUCUCAGUAUGAUUGUAUUUGGAAAAUUAAACGGACAAAAGUUGGAAGAUAUCCCAGAUGUUGUUGAGGAAUAUUUCCGUAUGGUAGUUGCUUUCCUGGAAUCAUCUCCUACUCCUCUUGUCCAAAGUGACCUUUUAUCAUCCAUCUUUCAAGCUGGUCUUGCAGGACUCUCUUUAGAGCAAACAACUGCUCUUUCUGCUGUGAUCCAAUUUUAUCGUCGACUCUUGGGUAUUGCACUUUCUGUAGAUGAAUUGGUAGUGCCUGGUAACGUGACUCAUCGUUCCAUGUUUGGUCAAAAUGGUGUACGCAUUGCUACUCUUGUUCGCCAAUUUGGUGCUGGUUACGUCAAACUCUUAUUCAAUGGAAUGAUUUAUCAUUAUCCUUGGGAAAUGAUCUCUGAUGUUGCCGCUAUUAUGAAAUCUUUGGCUCAGUUACUUCCUGAUGAAAGUGCUGAAUGGUUGACAUCUCUGGUGAAUGAAUUUCAAGAUAUCUCUAUCUCUGAAAAAGGUGAAUUUUUGGAAUCGUAUAUGAGUGCUGUACAAGGGAAACAAUGGACGAAAGUACGAAGAGUACUAUCGGAUUUCGUUACGGUGUAUAGAAGAAAGCACACUAGUCGUAGAUCUACCUAAAAUUUGUUAUAGGAAUUGUAUAUGUUACUUUGUUGUUGUUGUUAUUAUCAUCAUCAUUACCCCUUGUCAUUAUUUGAAAUUUAAUAAAAUGGUUGGAAAAUUAUAAGUAUAUAUUAUUAUAUGGAUUCCAUGACCUUUUUA